Messenger RNA from Aedes albopictus (Asian tiger mosquito), 1191 nucleotides. RefSeq lists its product as uncharacterized. Bases 1 to 1191 code for a protein of 396 amino acids. Lineage: Eukaryota; Metazoa; Arthropoda; Insecta; Diptera; Culicidae. The record is from RefSeq and is a predicted model, not a curated record. The transcript has 3 exons.
AUGGGAGACAAAAGCGACGAAGCAACGAAGAACUUUACGGCCGACAAAACUACUGCAACAGAACGCGUGUUGGGUAUUGCAUGGAUCCCGUCCGAAGAUGUGCUCACGAUCAGCGUACAGUUCAAGGACGACCUGGAACCACUGCUGUCUGGCGAGGUAAAACCAUCGAAACGUCAAGUACUCCCUGUGGUGAUGAGUUUCUUCGACCCUCUCGGGCUAAUCUCGUUCUAUACGGUUCAUGGAAGAAUUCUAAUCCAGGAUAUCUGGCGGUCGGCAGUUCAGUGGGACGACCCCAUUACAGAGUCAGACUUCCUGAACUGGCAGCGGUGGAUUGUACGAUGUCCGAACUUAAACGAGGUGCGUAUACCAAGAUGCUAUUUCCCGGAUCGAUCGAAUGACGAGUGUUACACAAAUCUACAACUGCACAUCUUUGUGGAUGCGAGUGAGCAGGCCUACUGCAGUGUAGCUUUUUUUCGAAUAGUUGAUCAAGGGGUUCCACGGUGUGCACUUAUUGCUGCUAAAUCGAAGGUGACACCGCUGAAACCGCAAUCCAUACCACGCAAUGAGUUAAAUGCGGGAGUUCUUGGUGUGCGUCUAAUGAAGACUAUCUUGGAGAACCACACGCUGCCCAUCUCAAAACGAUUCAUAUGGACUGACUCUACGACUGUAUUGGCAUGGUUGCGAGCGGAUCCUCGACGUUAUCGCCAAUAUGUGGCACUGAGAGUUGUUGAAAUUCUGAACGAUAGCGACAUCAGUGAAUGGCGAAAGGUGAAAUCGGACGUAAACGUCGCCGAUAUGGCAACGAAAUGGGGAAAUGGGCCAUGCUUCGACCCCAAAAGUGUUUGGUUCAACGGCCCUGCAUUUCUCCAUGAGCCGGAUAUCGAAUGGGAUGUAGCAGAGCCAAUUUCAUCCGAAGUGAACGAAGAACUCAGAGCGGAUUACGACCAGGCCGAGAAGAGUAUUUUGCGUAUGGUACAACUGCAACAGUUCCCGGACGAAGUGGCAUGCCUGCAGAAAGGCGCCAACUGUUCGAAAGAAUCGAAGAAUCGGAUUACGAAAUCAAGCCCACUCGUGAAACUGUCUCCGUACAUCGAUGAGGACGGCAUUCUGCGGAUGGAAAAUGCGAACAGCCGUUGGGAAGGUGGUACGCAGGUGCACGUGGUGCCGUGUAUACCGAGCAAAACCACGUGA